CAGAGACGCACUGUCCGUCUAAGAAGAAAGUACAUUUUGGGUCAACACGGAAAAGGGAAUAUUGUUGUUGCAUUUAAACCGCAAUUGAUUCGGUCUCAAGUUACGUUUUUUAAAUCUAAAUGCGUUACGAGCGGAAUGACAUAGUAGACUAAACUUUUGAUUCGACGAAAAAUGGAGGCGCGGUUCGGAAGCGAGGUAGCGUCUGUCGUGGAGGUUGCCAUCCAGGCGGCGAUGUCAGUGUUCAGAGAUGUAUGGGCGAAAGAAGUUCCAAACACGGAGUGGGACGAGGCGAAGCUCGGGGAAAUCCAGGAGAUAGAAAAGUGUCUGGUAGUUCAGAUUCACGGAGUGUUCACGGAGUUCUCCUCCGAGCUGUUUGAGGAGAACGAGACUCUUCGGGCCAGAGUGGAGCAGCUGGAAGAUGUGCUUCAGAGGAAAGCCGGGCAGCUGGAGCAGGAGCUGGAGGCCAGAGUGGAUCAGCUGGGCAGAGACAUGGAGAAGCUGGAGAAGGAGCUGAAGAGCAUCGGUCAAAGCGACAACAAGGCCGAGGAAGAACCGACACACAGCGACUCACUCAUAGAAUCCUCUUGGGUUCUCGCCACCACAGAAGCUGCACCAAAACCUGCUGCCACUCAGGAUGAAGCGGCAGAAUCCACAUCAAACCCUCAGCCAGCUUCAGCAGAAAAUGAGCUCAUGGUUCCCAGCUCCACAGCUAAAUCUGUGACUGUUGGUCAACCUGCAGUCACGCCACUGGUUUUUGUGGGCAGAGUCGAUUCUGCUCCUACGGUGCAUUUCGUGGGCACCAACCAAGUUGUGACCCAGUCCCCUGCACCAUCACAGGAUGUGAGUGAAACAACAGGAAAGCCAGUCAUCCUUACAACAGCAGCCUCGCCAGGGUCUAUACCUCAAGAUGUCCCCAGUCCAAACUCCAGUAUCACCAGUGAUCUUGCAUUAUCUGAGCAAAAGAAACAGGUGGAAGAGGCAUCUUUGGGGAGAACAAGGAGGAAGAGGAGACCAACUUAUAAAGUUCAAAAUGUUUCCACUGAAAACAGCUCUGAAGAGAAGAAAAUUAAGCCAGGUGAAAAAUUAACAAAAAAAGACUCGGUGAUGGAGGAGCGUUUUUUCUGCGAGCAUUGUGAUGUUGGUUUCCAUUGGAAAGGUGACUUGAACAAACACAUGAAGAGUCACACAAAGCCAUUUCCUUGUGACCAGUGUGACAGAAGUUUCCUGACGAAGAAGUCACUGGAGAAUCACAUUUUGCGGCAUGAGGCGAGUAAAGUCCCCAGGCCCUUCCCCUGUCCUCGCUGUAAAAGAACAUUCAGAAAAGAGCAGUCACUACAGAAUCAUCUCAAGCGUCACCAGCGGCUGAAGCCACCAAAGCCGUUUGUCUGCGACCAAUGUGGGAAAACAUUCAGAAUCAAACAGUCUCUGGAAAACCACCUCUUACGCCACGAGAAAAGUAAGGAGCCACUGAAGUGCCAGCUUUGCGACAAGACUUGCAAGACUUCAGUCCAGCUGAGAUGUCACAUGGCUGUGCACUCGGAGGAGAGACCGUUCACCUGUGACAAAUGUGGGAAAGAUUUUAAGAGCAAAGACACUCUUCGCUUCCAUCAGAUGGUUCACACAAAUGCCAAAAAAUACAAAUGCACAAUGUGCGAUGAGUCUUUCAAAUACGCCCACUCCCUGACGGUGCAUAAGAGAAAACACACAGGAGUCACCCCCUUCAUAUGUACGGUGUGCAACAGGGCAUACAGGACUGGCACUGCUCUGAAGAGACACAGUAUAGUCCAUACAGGAGAGAAACCGUUCACCUGUCACAUCUGUGGGGCCAGAUUCAACCUGAACAACAACCUCAAGAGGCACAUUCGCAUUCACACAGGAGAGAAACCGUUCACCUGUAAUGAUUGUGGCAAAAGCUUCUCCGACAACACCAAGCUUAAGUCACACAUGCUUAUCCAUGGUGCUAGAAAGCCUUUUAUGUGUGAUCUGUGUGGGAAGACUUUCCUCUUCAACUGCAGGCUGCAGAUGCAUCAGAGGUACGUGCAUGUUGAUGGGAAUGAGGAGACGGAGUGCACACAAAGAUUAAUGCAGUCUAAACGGCGAAAUAAGUCUUUGGUGAAACCGUUCAGUUGCAAAAUAUGUCUGAAGGGUUUCAGUGCCGCGUAUUCCCUCAAACUUCAUGAACGAAGCCACAAUGAACAGAAGGAGUACAACUGUGGCAUUUGUGGAAAGGCUUUCCACAAUAAAUACUCAUUUGGCUAUCAUCAGAGAAGCCACGCAGGGGAGAAGCCAUUUGUUUGUGAUGUUUGUGGAAAAAGAUUUUUCCAUACUGGUAGUCUGAAGCAGCAUGAGCGGAUCCAUACUGGUGAAAAACCGUACAAGUGUGAUCAGUGUGGCAAGGCCUUCAGAACAGACGGAAACUACUACAGGCACCUGCGGAUCCACACGGGGGAGAAGCCAUUUGAAUGUUUUCACUGUAACAAGAGGUUCCACCAGUCAAAUCAACUCAAGUCCCACCUGCAGAUCCACACGGGACAGAAGCUGUACACGUGUCAGCAGUGUGGUCAGGGCUUCUCUGAUUCAAGGCAGCUGAAGAAACACAGCUGUGAUGGGUCGUGCCACAGUGUGUUGGCCACCAGUACGCAAAUAACUUAAGUUUCAUCCUAAUAACCUGCGGUGAGACCUGGUGUAGGUCACUUAAUGAACAGAUGAACUUAUUGAGAGGACAUCAUUUCUAUUUUUUCCAGUUUCAAGUGAUAAAGUGAAAGUACUUUGUAGUUGUCCUUGUUUUGUUGCUUGUUUACUUUCAUUUUAUGUAAACAGGGCUCUGGUAACACAAUUGUCAUUACCAUAUUAAACAUAAGAAAUUAAAAUAGUGAAUUUAAUUAAGUUUGUUUGAACCAAAAGAAAUGGCAGUUAACUGCAUUAUUAAAGGCAUUGAAUUGUCUUUUUUUCCUUUUGCUUUAGAGACUUGACUGUUAGGAACAUUAUUUUAAACAAAAACAAAUGUUUGCAUUUAUAGAACUGUGUGGCCAUUUAGUUGCACUCUGUUACACAUGAGAUUUCGCUGUAAAUAAAUGCUUCAGCUGGGUUGGGUUGAUGAAAAUAAAGGUUGGGUUUGUUUUGCCCUUCCUUUAAAAGGUUUCUUGACUAUUAUGGUAAUUUCUGAGACCUCGCUGAAUGAAUGGGAUCAAUGUGUAAUUAUUUUUGAGUUAAUAAAAAUGCAAAAGUACAAA
Messenger RNA from Solea senegalensis (Senegalese sole), 3233 nucleotides. Its product is annotated as oocyte zinc finger protein XlCOF6-like. Lineage: Eukaryota; Metazoa; Chordata; Actinopteri; Pleuronectiformes; Soleidae. The coding region runs from base 172 to 2652 and encodes 826 amino acids. Gene Ontology annotation, biological process: regulation of transcription by RNA polymerase II. Gene Ontology annotation, molecular function: RNA polymerase II cis-regulatory region sequence-specific DNA binding; DNA-binding transcription activator activity, RNA polymerase II-specific. Gene Ontology annotation, cellular component: nucleus. The record is from RefSeq and is a predicted model, not a curated record. The transcript is spliced from 4 exons.